AUGUGUGUUGAAGCAUAUCUUGGCAAUUUAGACUUCUUUUUUAUUCGAGAAACUACAGAUUUACGAGAAGUUGGCGGUAUAUCUGGUUUUUUGCAUACAAGUCUGUCUGAAGUACAAGCUGUUGUCGGAGCACAUACUACUAGCUUAGGUGGUAAUGCCCUACUAUCUUAUCAUUUAAGUGAAGUAGUUAUUCUUCGGCCAACAUCAAGAAAUCAAGCUCAGUGUCUUAUAAAUGUUUGCGGUGAUAUGGCUAAAGUCAACUGUGUGAAGACGGCGGUGACGACGACUCCGACCACAACAACGUCGAAAAUAAAAUCAAUCACAAAAUCCAAAUUGAAUUAG
Trichobilharzia szidati is the source of this 342-nucleotide messenger RNA. The record is from the annotation of a GenBank genome assembly. Lineage: Eukaryota; Metazoa; Platyhelminthes; Trematoda; Strigeidida; Schistosomatidae.